Molecule: messenger RNA, 3528 nt
Organism: Misgurnus anguillicaudatus (oriental weatherfish)
Lineage: Eukaryota; Metazoa; Chordata; Actinopteri; Cypriniformes; Cobitidae
Source: RefSeq, a predicted model, not a curated record
UGCUACCAGCACUAACGUUACACAGAUCGCGGCAAAUCACGCAAGGUCAGCUGUCGUCGCACCACCUCUGCAGCAAACCAGUGCCACCAGCAGCACCACCACGGCAGCGAUAGCCAAACAACAACAGACCUUCCCGUCACAAACAUCAGCCCUCAGGGCUGAGGUUCUCUGGUGCCUGAACAUCGCAGCCAACCAUCAUUCAUAUAAUUCGAAUGAGGGCAUUGGGGAAUUGUUCGAAAACAUGUUCACUGACUCCGCUAUAGCCAAAAGUUUUGCGUGUGGCAAGGAUAAAACGGCGUACAUUCUUGGAUUCGGCAUUGCUCCACAUUUUAAGAAGCUUCUUAUAAAUAGCAUCAAUGAUUCCGGACAAUAUGUUCUCAUGUUUGACGAGUCUCUAAACCAGUCGGCUAAGAAGAAGCAAAUGGAUAUUCACGUUCGGUUCUGGAAAGAUGACCGCGUGACGUCUUCAUAUUUUGGGUCGCAGUUCCUUGGACAUGCAAGGGCUGAAGACUUGCUGCAAAGCAUUAAAGUAAGUUGAUAUUUUCUUGUUUGUUCUUUCUUAUUGUCGUUAUAUCCCUAUUUGAAGAUUUUUAUGUCAUAGUUAGCCUAAAAGUUAGUAGUUAAAGGGAUAGUUCACCCAAAAAUGAAAAUUCUGUCAUCAUUUACUCACUCUCAUGUUGUUACAAACCUGUAAAAAUUUCGUAGUUCUAAUGAACACAAAGGAAGAUAUUUUGAAAAAUGUUCGUGGACCCCAUUCGCUUCCAUAGUAGGAAAAAAGAAUACUAUGGAAGUAAAUGUGUUAUCAUUAAGAUUUCCUACUUUUAGCACUACUUUUGACGACACAACGUCCACUUGCUAUAACCUCCUCCUCACCCAUAGGAAAUCGAUCAAACCCUACACCUUUUGCUGUAUCUGGCAGUGCAACCCCAAACGCAACACGUUUUCACGUUUUUAACUAUUUAACUGUUCCAUUAGCCGGUUGGAUCUCUUCAGUUAGUCAGUAGAAGCCGCUUGCGUUCUGUCAUCUGGAAGUAUAUUGGUGCAUAUUGUUUACAAACAUUCUGAAAUGCUGUAUUAUUUUUUAAUAAACUUAGUUUUUUGUGUCAAUUCACAGGAAUGUGUUGCACAACUCAACUUGAGACACCUGCUGUCUGUCAGUAUGGAUGGCCCAAAUGUCAAUUUCAAGCUGCUGAAGCUCCUUCAGAACGAACAUUCAGAGCUUCAUGGGGAUGCACAACUCAUCAGUGUUGGCAGCUGUGGCUUGCACACCCUCCACAAUGCCAUGAAAGCAGGAUUCACAACAUGGCAGGUAGACAAACUGUUGCGAGCUAUGCACUACCUCUUCCACAAUGUUCCUGCCCGUAGAGAAGAUUACACUGCCACCACAGGAUCUUCUACUUUUCCCCGAUCUUUCUGUGGCCACAGGUGGGUGGAAAAUGUCCCUGUGGCUGAGAGAGCUGUCGACAUUUGGCCCAUGCUUUUAACAUACAUUGAUGCAGUUCAGAAGAAAAAGGUGCCAAACCCCAACACGGCGUCAUAUGAUACCAUAUUGGCUGCGCGGGAUGAUGAUUUAAUAAUUCCAAAGCUCCAGUUCUUCUUGUCAGUUGCACGAAGCUUCAACCCCUUCCUGAUCAAAUAUCAGACCGACGAGCCUGUGCUGCCCUUUUUGGCUAAAGAUCUGAAAGAACUCCUGAUGGCUUUACUGCGACGAUUUGUUAAAAGGGAACUUUUAGAGGACCGAAGCUCACUGCAAAUGAUCACAAUCCAGGUAUCUGAUGAGAAGAACUGGGUCUCUCUUAAAAAUGUGGACAUCGGCCUGGGUGCUGAAUCUGCCAUCAAGGCCCUUCAGAGCAAAUCAGGAGGCAAGAUAGGGGAGCUUUCUGUGCUAACCUUCAGGAAAGAAUGUUUGCAGUGCCUUGUUAAGGUAGUCAGGAAAUUGCAGGACAAAUCCCCCCUAAAGUUUCCUAUGGUUAGGCAAAUUGGAUGCCUUGAUCCCACAAGAAUCCACCAAGAACCGGAGUGGUGCAUCAAGCAAAUGAAGAGUGUAGUGCAGACAUUCCUUCAGGGAAAGAAAUUGACAGGUGGCAUUCCAGCAGGUGAUGUUAUCAUUCAGCAGUUUGUAUCCUUGACCUCAGUGGAAGGACGAGAUGAACGUUUCCUGGCCUUUAAACCAAUGAAGGACCGCCUUGAUGUGUUUCUUUACACAACUCUCAGCACAUCUUACCCUGACUUACUACAGUUUUGCAAGAGUCUCCUCCUUCUAUCCCAUGGCCAAGCCACAGUUGAAAGAGGAUUUUCAAUUAACAAAGAGGUGGAAACAUGCAAUCUCCAGGAUAGAACGCUGGAAUCACUUCGAUUAGUCUGUGACCGGAUCAGCAGUUGUGGGGGCAUUUUAAAAGUGCCUCUGACAAAGGAGCUCCUUGCCUCUGCUUCAUCUGCAAGAUCUCAGUAUAGACUGUACCUGGAGAAUGAAAGAAAAAAGAAGGAGAGUGCCGCACAUGCUCUAAAGAGGAAGGCAGUGGAGGAGGAGCUUUUGGACCUCAGAACCCAGCAUGAGGUACUAAGCCGUGUUUGUGAGUCACUUGAAAAUGAUGCAGACAAGUUGGCAGAGCAGGCUGAGGGGAAGGCCGGGUCCAAAAUGGCUGAAUUUAUCAUCAAGUCCAACACACUUCGCAGAAGGCAAAAAGAAAAAAAAGAAGAGCUUCGCCAACUGGAGGAAAGAAUUGAAGAGAAGUCUUCACAACGGAGACUUUUGUGACUGUGCCUCUCCCCUCCGUCUUAAUGUCACAAUUUCUCUCAUUCCCUCCCCUUUUUUCUCUCUCUCCCUCUGUAUCUCUCUCAGUCUGCCAGCUAAAGUUAUCUGCUGAUGAAUACAAGUCAAAUUCUUACAACUUCUCUCUUAAAAUUUGUUUUGGGACAUGUUCAAACUGCCAUUCAUCAAUGAAUGAGUCCAGUGUAAGUUAUUGUUACAAGUUACCCCUUGUGAUGUAUUUCUUGUGAUUAAAUAAAUUGUUUGUUGGGAAAUUGCUGUUUUGGGAUAGUAAUUCACUGCUUGUGUGUGUGUGUGUGAGAGAGAGAGAGAGAGAGAGAGAGAGAGAGAGAGAGAGAGAGAGAGAGAGAGAAUGUUUGUGGGUAAGUGUGGGUGAUGUGACACACUUUAUUAUUAAUCUUUAUUAAUGUUUAUGGUUGUUAAGUGUCAUUUGUUUUUAAGAAGUGCCAAGGUUAUCAUUCAACUUAUUAGGGCUAAGGGUUAUGGUUAGGAUAACUCAAGGGCUAGGGUUAAGGUAAGGACAACUGAAACUCAACUCGACACUUACAAAAAACAUAAUUGACAAUACUUAAUGAUCACACCUAAUAUGUAUGAUGGGUGUGACAGUGUCACACUUAUACCUUACAGUAAGUAGUAAGUGGUGCUCUCACCCCCUACACCCCCCCCAAAAGGGCUGCUGCUUGAUGUCGUAUUGGUAGUAAAAAAUUUGUGGAGGUGGUAAAAAAGGUAGUAAAAGGUAGUAAAUUCAUCUCUAUGAU